Messenger RNA from Psammomys obesus (fat sand rat), 4195 nucleotides. RefSeq names its product angiogenic factor with G-patch and FHA domains 1 (gene Aggf1). Gene Ontology annotation, molecular function: protein binding; nucleic acid binding. Lineage: Eukaryota; Metazoa; Chordata; Mammalia; Rodentia; Muridae. The record is from RefSeq and is a predicted model, not a curated record. The coding region runs from base 285 to 2405 and encodes 706 amino acids. The transcript has 14 exons.
GCUUCCGCUUAGUUCCCCUGUCCCAUUAGGUCUCCCGGCUUCUCCGAGGCUGUCAUCCGGCGGGUGUUCGAGUUCACGGCCACGCGGCCCGGGUAGGGUCGCUUCGCCCCGUAGGUCGCAGCCCCGACCACCGACUUCGGGCGACAUGGCCGGAGCCCGCCGCGGCCGCCAGGGCGUGAGGCCCCCUCCCUCAGCCCGCGCUCCCCGGUGGCCCCUGGGCCAGCGGGCACCGGUGUCGGCGUGAGCAGCCUCCCCGUGCCCACGGGCCCCGCGCUCACGGCCGCAUGGCCUCCGAGGAGCCGCCGCCGCCGCCGCCUGCCUCCCCCGAGCCGGAGCUGGCGCAGCUAAGGCGGAAGGUGGAGAAGUUGGAGAGCGAGCUGCGGAGCUGCAAGAGGCAGGUGCGGGAGGUCGAGAAGCUGCUGCAUCACACGGAGCGGCUGUACCAGAGCGCCGAGAGCAAUAACCAGGAACUCCGCACGCAGGUAGAAGAACUUAGUAAAAUACUCCAUUGUGGGAGAAAUGAAGAUAAUAAAAAGUCUGAUGUAGAAGUGCAGACAGAGAACCUUGCUCCUUGGUCAACAGAUUAUUAUUAUCAGACAUAUUAUAAUGAUGAUAGUCUUCCCAGUAAAGAGACGGAAUUGUCUACACAGCAGAGUCAGUAUGUUCAAGCUUCUACUCUUAAUUCUAAAGAUGAGUCACAAAUAGACAAUGAUAGUUAUGCUGAUACUGAUGUAACAGAAUGUGUUAAACAUGGACAAGAAGAUCAUUUCACCUCUGAUUCCCAGGAGAGUGCAUCCGCUUUAGCAGCAGAAGGCACGGCCCUGGAAGGGGCAUCGCUGGCCGAGAGCUUGAGAGCCGCAGCGGAAGCCGCUGUGUCGCAGACUGGCUUUACGUACGACGAGAACACAGGGCUGUACUUUGACCACAGCACUGGUUUCUAUUAUGACUCUGAAAACCAACUCUACUAUGAUCCUUCCACCGGGAUUUAUUACUACUGUGAUGUGGAAAGUGGUCGAUACCAAUUUCACUCCCGAGUAGAUUUACAGCCUUACCAGACCUCUGGCACAAAACCAAACAAAGACAAAAAACUGAAGAAGAGAAGAAAGGAGCUGGGGUUUUGUACAGCAAAUGAGGAAAAGGAUUUGAGUUCAGGAGAUCAGAAAGCCUGCAGUGUUGAGACUAUAAAUUGCAGUGAGGAAGAAAAUUCUGCAAAUGUGAAAAAGAAGGCCAAAAUAGACGCUCCUCACCACAGCAGUCCUUCAAAGCUCACUGCUCCAGUUAGUGGAAGUGCUAUAGAGUCUCCUGUUGAUAAUAAUCCAGCUCCAUCUAAGGAUGAGAAAAUCAGAGAGAGUGAAAGUGAACCAGAGGAAGGUGAAAUUACAGACUCUCAGAGCGAGAGUAGUUACGAUGGAGAUAGUACCAGUGAGGACAGGGAGUCCUCAGAAGAAUUCGAGGAUGAAGAUGAGGAAAAAAUUUGGCCCCCCUGUAUUCGGGUGAUCGUCAUUAGAUCUCCAGUGCUGCAGAUGGGCUCACUUUUCAUCAUCACAGCUGUAAAUCCAGCCACGAUUGGGAGAGAGAAAGAUAUGGAGCAUACUGUUCGGAUCCCUGAAGUUGGUGUGAGUAAGUUUCAUGCAGAAAUUUAUUUUGACCGUGACUUGCAAAGCUAUGUCCUUGUGGAUCAGGGCAGCCAGAAUGGUACCAUUGUCAACGGGAAACAGAUUCUUCAGCCAAAAACUAAAUGUGACCCUUACAUCCUUGAACAUGGCGACGAGGUGAAAAUUGGGGAGACUGUCCUGUCCUUCCACAUUCACCCCGGCAGUGAGACCUGCGAUGGCUGUGAGCCAGGGCAAGUCAGAGCGCACCUUCGCCUUGAUAAAAAGGACGAACCUUCUGUUGGUCCAGCAUUAAGUAAGGAGGAAAAAGAGUUGGAAAGAAGAAAGGCACUAAAGAAAAUAAGAGUAAAGUAUGGUUUGCAGAAUACAGACUAUGAAGAUGAAAAAGCGUUGAAGAAUCCAAAAUACAAAGACAGAGCUGGAAAACGUAGGGAGCAGAUUGGAAGCGAAGGGACUUUCCAAAGAGAUGAUACGCCUGCAUCUGUCCAUUCUGAAAUUACAGAUAGCAACAAAGGCAGAAAGAUGUUGGAGAAGAUGGGCUGGAGAAAGGGAGAGGGCCUGGGAAAGGAUGGUGGAGGAAUGAAAACCCCGAUCCAACUUCAUCUUCGACCGACACAUGCAGGCUUGGGAACAGGGAAGCCGUCCUCCAUCGAUGAUGUUCACUUUCUCCAGAGUAAGAGCAAAAAAAACUGGGACAAAGCACGAGAGCGGUUUGCUGAAAACUUCACAGAGACGAAACCUCUAAAAGACGCCCCAGGGGCUGUGCCGUGGGUGAAGGGGAGUGCAGAAUGAAGGCCCAUCACAGGAAAGAUCAGAGCUUCAGAAACUAGAGUGUGAAAACUUGAUUGUAGAUGUUGUGUCCCUAAAAGUCAGAAACAGGAGGAACUCUUAAGACGGCCCUGACCAUACUUUUGUGGGGACGUGUGGUUUGCAGCUUGUAGGAAGCGGUUUCUAACUACAGGAACUGAGUAGACUCGUGCAGCAAGUGGACUAAAGUGCACAGGCACAGCUUCCAGGCUUUUGUUGUUCUCUCCUGUGACUUACCACACCUGUAGAGGGCAGUUAGCCAUGCGUGCAAAAGUGAAAUAACCACUAAUGACGUCAGUGUACAUUUGUCCUUUCUCAUGUAGUCAUUACUGUAAGAUGCACAGACAAGAAAUGUCAAACAUUUUUCAAUACUCCUAUGUGUAUACUUGUUUACACCUUUUAGAACUUAGGUUUUUUACAAGUCGAGAAACCAUGGGCAGUGGAGCUGAAUUUUAUUACCCUUGAAGUAACUGCAGUGACAGUGAAGGAUGAGCAGGUGACGUAUUAUAGGAAAUUAGUCUUAUGGUGUUUCUUCUGUGAAGAAUGUCGAUUUGUACUAUAUAUUCAGCAUUUGCCGUUGGUUUUUUCCUAGCUGAUACGGACAUCUGGGUGCAGUAUUGGCAUAUUUAAUGUGCUAGGAUUUUUAGCUUUGCUAAGUCCCGUUGCAGGCAAUGGGAUUGUGCCAGGGAAACCUGAAGACAGGUGCAGGCGGCUCACUAAGCCAAGACUUCAAACACAAACAUUUACUGGAAAUGUCCUCAGAUGCAAUAAAAAAACAUCUUAAAAGACUUUAUGUCUUGAAUUUAAACAUACUGGUUUUUUUGUAUUUGCACCCAACCAGCAUUGUCCCCUUUGAAUCAGCAGACCAAUGGCAGAAGGAAAAGCCUCUGGGGGAAGGUGUCCUCUUUACCACUGCUGUGUCCCCCCUCCAACUGUUCACUGGGAAGUUGACACUGAAAUUGUCCCCUUUUCUUGGUAGUAAGAAUAAAUUGUAGCUACCUAUUUGGGAAAAAAAAAAAAAAGGCAUGCCUUUGAGAGACAGAAACAAUGCAGGAAUUUCUAUUAUGCAAGGUGGGGCUCACGCUCCAGCGGUGCAGGCUAUGUGGCGGGUGCCGGACGGUCAGGGUGACCAAGGCUGAGAGAGAAGGCCAACCAGCAAGGCCCUCGAGGGCGAGACUGGCAGGAUUUGGCCCUCUAAUUCCUCAUUUGGAUAGUGUUUCCUGUGCCCUUACAAGUGCACACAUACGUGCAGGCACACAGAGCAUUUGAAGGCAGCGGCAAUCCUCUGCAUUAUUUUCUCUAAAAUAAAAAUCAGAAUUACACUUUGGUGCUGGUUUCCUGAGUGGGAAAGAGUAGGACCUUCAACACAGCUUUGCUUUGGGUGCCUCUUCCAUGUGCUUAGAAAAAUGACUGGACUAUUUCCCACAUUUAGUCUCCUUUAGGGGAAGUGUUUUUCAUAGGUCUUUUUGCUAAGAAAAUGGAAAACUAGAAAACUGGUAAGAACUGAAAUACAUGUACAUAGUAUGUGCACUCUUCAACCUCUGCAGAUCUGGAGUCUCAGGGCGGUACUAUGUAGUCGUAAUGUAUUGAAUAAAUGUCUUUCUGUUCUGUCUGGAAAAGAACUUUAUCUCACAUGUCUCUUGUCAGAACAAAAGAGGAGAUGUUUGUGUAACCAGCUGGGAAGCUGUAAACAAUGGAUAUGAACAUAAAUGUGAGUUGCGUACAAUUUGGAUGAUGUGUAAAGUUGUUUUAAAUGCAAAUUUUAAGUACGAUAA